Messenger RNA from Thelazia callipaeda (thelaziosis nematode), 648 nucleotides. The record is from the annotation of a GenBank genome assembly. NCBI's taxonomy places the organism in Eukaryota, Metazoa, Nematoda, Chromadorea, Rhabditida, Thelaziidae.
AUGAAUAGAGAGGAAGAAGAGAUGCUGCAAAAACAGUUCGAAACCAAAAAGAAGAAUGCUGUGUGGUCGUGCACUCAAGAUAUCUAUCAAAAGUUCGAAAAGAAAAUGGAAGAUGAACGCAGAAAAAUCGCAUCUGGAACCAUUGUAGAAAACAAUGGGAAAGCGAAUGAGGCUGCAAAAAGCUCCGUGAAAGAUAUAGAAGAGCCCACUGCUAGCUUACCGGAACCAGGAACCAGGAACCCCAGCUGGCCAGGUGAAGUGUUGAAGGCGGUUCUUGACCGUUUCGGAGGAUGCCGAGAAGGGGAUGGUCCUAGUUUCGUUCCCUCAUUUUGCGAGAAGAAAGUAACCAAGGAAGAGUCUUUUAGCCAGAAUGUAGAAACAGAAGAAAUCAGAGAGCUCUGGGCCACGAUAUCUGUACAAAAUAACUAUGCGGAUCUGCUUGGAUGGGGAGGAACAAAACCUAUCGUUCUACAAAGGCACGACGUAUCUGAUUCUAAAGAUGUUCCAAACAAAGGUAGUGACUUCAGGCCAAUAACCUGCAUGUCAAACCUUUACAAGUGCAAAAGAGCAGGCACUUUUGAACCUGGCGGUAUGCCGAGGAUGAAAACCAGUAAUUUACCACGUGGUAUGACGUUAGAAAAGCGUUAA